GCUCUUCCACCCACUUUGCCAUUUAUUCAAGCAUACAUUACAAAUAGAAUGAGCUCGAGCUUGCCCAGCAUCGACGCAGUGCUGGCCCGGACAGAGAUCGGAUCGACAGAGGACCUGACACGGGCACUGCGCGGGACCUUGCCUCUGCAGCACCGGCUAGCUUUAGCGUGGGCGAUAUUCGAUGAUAGCAGCAAAGCUUUGCAGCGGGUCAGCUCGGUGCUUGUACGGCGCAACGAGCUGCUGGCAGACUGGCUUUUUUCAACAAUGCUUCGGGAGCUGAAGGCAAAGGGCAAGGACCAGUACAGAAUAUGUGGAGAUGUGGCCGCGAUCCGGCUUUUGCUUGGCGUGCUGGAGCGCAUCAACAAGACGAUGCCCGGAGACAUGAAACUGGAAACGCGCACGGUCUUGCCGGGCCCUCUGAUGCCCCUGUUUGCUGCGUCAUUGGCGGGACAGCUGGGGAAGGAGCAGGAGGCGCAGGUGGAGGCAGUUGCGGAUCUGUGGCAGUAUAUCGUCGGAUCGACUAUGGACGGCGCAGAGGCACUGGCAGCACAGCCCGAUCAGCUCGCGCAGCUGCUGAAAUCUCUGACAGAGCACUGCCUAAAUACAGAGAGCGAGAAGCUGCGGGGAGAGCUUUUGCGGCUCAUGGAAUCUGCAGCCGGAGUUCUGCGGAGCGUGUGCGAAACGACAACGAAUGCGCGCAAAAUGUUCUCAAUGUUCGACCAGGGCCUGCUGGUGCCGCUAUUGCAGCUAGUGGGCGGACUGGGAGAGUCAUCGGCCAAACAGUGUUUGCUGGACCUGCUCCAGGUGUCGCUGUUUCACGCCGACUGCAUGGGGGAGUUUGCGACAGCGCUGCAGGAGCACGCGGAAAAAGGAGCCAUGGGCAGUCGCAGCUAUGUCAAGCAGUUCUUCGACCUGGUGGCCUCCCCUGAGUGCAUGGAUGCGCUGCCCGAUCUCUUUACGCGCUACCUCCGUGCGUCGGCGCUGGUGUGCCCGGAGACCCGCAGCAUGGCCAAUACGACACUGGGACUGGCAGCAGUAUCAGCGAGCCCAUUGAGCAUGACGCAGGAAGCGGCCAGCAGCGCAUGCAUACAGAUGUUCACAUACGUUUACCAUGUGUGUUUGCCGAGGCGAUCGGAGGUGCGUGGCAUGGGGGCGACUAACCGGCUGAUCAACGCCUAUUACAGCGACCGGUGCUUUGGUACAGCCAACAACGCCAGCAUAGUCAGCCGCGACGUGUUCCGCAAACAGAUCGAGAUGCUUGAGGCAUGGCUGGCUGAGGUGGUGACGCCGAUUCUCGCCCGCCCGCCCAGCGACCCGGAGAUGACACGGCUGGCCCUGGACGCCAUCGACAUUGCACUAGACGCGGCCCCAGAUUCUGUGCAGGAGCAUAGCAGCCAGAUCGUGGCGGCGUUUGCGCGUGUGCCGCCGGCUAUCGAGGAUGCAGCGAAUAAUGUUCUGGACCACAUGGUGACGACAUUCACCAAGGCGCGGCAGCUGGAUGUGCUGGUCCAGCGAAUUGCCGGUACUGAGUUCCACGAGAGUUCCGACUGCCACAAUAUGCUAGUCUCGGAGCCGUUCAUCAAGUCGUUGAAUCUGGCAGUAUCCCGGUCGAUGCCGUUUGCGCAGGCACACGAGUGCCUGGCGGUGCUAGUGGACGCGGUUUCGCAGGCAGCCAAGACAAAGGAGAGCGCAAAGAGCACGAAGCGGCGACGCACCAGCAAGGGUGCUACAGAAUCCAGCAGCCCAAACAUCUACCAGACACAGGUGGUAUGUGUUGUAGCUGCCAACUUCCUGCUUGCCAGUGUGUCAUCGGUCAAUACCGAGCACCAGCGCGGGUUGUUGCGCGAAGCGCUGGCCAAGCAUUACGCAGCUGUCUCAGAGUCCCUGGCAGGUCGUGGUGAGUUGGUGUGCGAAUAUUUGGUUAUGCACUAUGCGUUUAUGGAAGCAGCUUCGCGGAUCGACGGCAUGGAGAGGUGGAUGGAGGUCAGCAUGGAUCCAGGCCAUGUGUCCGCCAUGCUGCCCAGCGACAUGACAGGCGCCCGUGUCCGUGCCCUGGCGAUGCUGGUUGUUCUGCAGGCGGCUGCCCACUGGUCGGUGUUCAUGUCGUCGCUGAGCGCCGGGAUUGUGCCGGGCGAUGUUGCUGCCCAGAUUGAUACUGAAGAGGGGUCCAAGGCCGUGUCCAGCAUGAUUGCAAGAAUCUUCGCUAGCGCCGAGUUUGGCACUGGCAACGCAGGCCAGUGGGACCGGCAGCCGCACACGAUCACCGAGGCGAACAGCGGCACCGUGCAGUGGUACCUGCUGGUGGACUGGCUGGAGCUGGUCUGCCAGCUCGCCGACCAGGCAGUCAUUCAGCGCAUUACAUCGCGGAUCAUCGCCGAGAUUGCGUUGCCAGCCGAAACCAAUUGCUCAAAGGCGCUGCUCAGUUCGGCAGCGUUUUUCGAAGCGCACGAGAUCCGCAGCUGCUUUGUGCCUGCGUUGGCCGAGUUCGUAGCCGAGCAGUUCCCCAAGCAGCCAAGUGAGCUGAAGUCGCUGCUGGUGACUCUUGCCGGAAAUAUCGGAACCAAGUCUAAAUGCGCACAGACCGCCAGCGACAUUAUAUCGGCCGCCAGCAACUCCCGUGCCAAGAGGAGUGAGGAGUCGGCAGAGGUGUGGGUCGAGCUUGUUCGCUCCCUGCUGCGCUUCCCAGACGCCUACUGGUUUGCCGAUAAAACUCCGGCCUUGUUUGCAGUGCUGCUGGCCAUUGACCAGGGUGUGGCGUGCGAAGCUGCCACGGUGGAACUGCGGGUCCUGUGCAGGGCGCUGCUCGAGCGACUCAUUCGGACGUCGUCAGGCCUGGUGCCGCUUCUCACGCAGCAUGCAGCUGGCUUGGUGAGCCUGUGGGUGGCAGAGGAGCAAACGUCUGAGGAACUGCUGGUCGCGUCGCGUCGCUUGCUGUUUGUUGCCAUGGGGUCUCUGGCCCAGGCUGCGUUUGGCCAGGCGAAUCUGGCCGCCAACAAGGCCUGUGUGAGUAUCGCCAAGACUCUGCUUGGUGAAUCGGGCUCUCUGGCUGCCGAGGGCGUGCGUGCCAUUGCAGCCUGCGCAAAGCAAUAUGCGAAGAAGCUACAGAAAUGUGAAGUCGCCGAGAAGUGGGCCCAUGUUUCAGCCAAGUGCAUCAAGAAGCAGUCCAAGGCUGUUCUCAAGGGUCUCGCUGGCAUCGACAAGGCCGACGAUACUGAGAUGACAGCUGCGCUCGGCCGGCUUGCGGCGGCGCAGAUAAUCAGCGAGUCGGCAACCGGCGAGGCUGCAGACCGGGCUGCACUUGUCGCGGCAACGCUCGAUUCGCUGAGCCGCCUAUCGGCAGCCACUGCCAGCGAAUUUGCGCUAGCGCUAGUCUUCUAUGCUUGCCAUACGUCAGCUGUGCCCAACGCCGACACACUCCGCCUGCUUGCAUCCAUGACCCACCGGCUCGCCCACACCAAAGACCAUCCCCUGUCGCUGAUGCAGCAGUCGUUCAUUGCGCUAAUCUCUGAGGCCGAUGGUUUGCUUGCAAUCUCGCUGUCUGAUGCCGUAGCGCAGUAUGCUGUUGAGCCGCUGCUCCGACAGAUCAGCUCUGCGGCAUUCGAGCAGUCCCUUGUCGCCUUUUUGAAGAUUGCACAGCAGCCGAAUAGCGGCGCUGCGGUGCGCAAGGUCCUGGUGGCCUUUAUCCGCACGGCCUACAGGCAGUCUGGAAACGAGUCGGUCGAGAAGCGCAAGGCGGUGCAGCGCCGGCUCGGCAGCAUUCUGUCAAUCAUCAGCAGUGGCGUUGGCUCGGAUGCCGCGUCGGUCAUUGCGUCGUUGAGUGUGGUCAGCGAGCUUGUGCUGGAGCCGUUCAUGCGCUUCACCAUGUUUGACAUCAGCGAGUGCCUGGCGUUUGUUUCCUCGGUCGUGUCUGUGCCACUGGUGAUGGCCAAUACGCAGGCCGAGGACCUGUUCCGGCUGGUGUGCCGGGUGCUGGGCGGAAUCAUCCGCCACCACACGAACCAGGUCCUGGACGGAAUCUCGCUGCUGGUGAACAUCCUGCGGUCGCUCCUGCAUGCGUUCGUCGCCCCUGUAUUGCCGCGGUCGCAGCAGCCGAUUGGCGUUGACUCUGCCCUGACGCCGUGGAUCAUCGCCUAUGCGCCAUUCCCCGCCGAAAGCGCCGAUUCAUAUGCCCGCCUGAUCUCCGAGCUAGUCCGCGCCCGCCGGUUCUCCAGCGACAGUGGGUCGCAGGCCAAGGAGCUUGUGAAGCUAACCCGUGGCACCAACACCUCUGGUGUGAUCUCGACUUUGUCGUCCUUUGCGCCCUACAUCCUGGCCGAAUACUGCGUGAUCCAGGGCGGCGACAGCAUGUCGUCCAUGUCCCGCGGGUCCGAUGAUUCCGCUCUGCAUUCGUUCCAGGGCCUGUGCUGGCAGCCGCUGCCUGUGCUUGGCAUAGGCAGCCAUGAGAAGAGCCGCGGAAUCAUCGCUAAUCCGGCGGUUAGGGAGAUGCUGGUGCCGGCGUGGCAUGCAUUAUUGGAUGUCAUGCGGGUUGCUGAUAGAGAGUCACUGCUGAGUGUUCUGGCGGGUACGUCUAGGGAUGCCAAGCAUUCAGGAGGCGCCGGGUGGUCGUCGAUCUUUGGACCCGAUCGGUAUGGUGGGGCGAAUGAAGUGCUGAAGGCAUUGUACCAGAGCUAUUUGGCAUUCUACAAGUACACGGGCGAGGUCUAGAAGCAUUUUCCCAGUGCGCUAUUAUGAUAUACAUGAGCACGCUGGCUGAGCGUACAUUUUGGUCAGUACAAACGUGCUUGAGGCUACCGCUUGGGCAUAAGUGAUUGGAAUAUAUUCAUUUUG
Linderina pennispora is the source of this 4827-nucleotide messenger RNA. RefSeq lists its product as uncharacterized. Gene Ontology annotation, cellular component: nucleolus. Lineage: Eukaryota; Fungi; Kickxellomycota; Kickxellomycetes; Kickxellales; Kickxellaceae. Bases 49 to 4704 code for a protein of 1551 amino acids. The transcript has a single exon. Gene Ontology annotation, biological process: ribosome biogenesis. The record is from RefSeq and is a predicted model, not a curated record.